Messenger RNA from Paramecium sonneborni, 1531 nucleotides. The record is from the annotation of a GenBank genome assembly. Lineage: Eukaryota; Ciliophora; Oligohymenophorea; Peniculida; Parameciidae.
CAUGAUUUAAUAGAAUUCACUUUUUGAAUUAAUAAGCCCCAAAGAAGAGGUCUAUGUUUGUCAUUAACUAAUUGGGGCUGGUUCUGAAGGCUAAGUUUAUAAAGGUAUCAAGAAGGAUUAACCCUCAAUUAGUUUAGCAAUCAAAUUCUCAAACGAUACAAGAAAUGACGAAUUACAAUUUAUAUACCUUUUAUUAAAAAAAUAAAAAUCAGAAAAUGGAUUGAAACAUAUAAUUUGCUACCAUGAUGUUAUCGAAAAUCCAAUAUUUCUUAAUAAUUAUGUGAGUAAAUUCAAAAACUAUUGCUUUAUUAUGGAAUUAGGUGAAAAAAACUUACUUGAAAGUGUCAUGCAAUCAGAUAGUUACUAAGAAAAACAAAAAAUUGAAGUAAUUUAGUAAAUUGCUUAUGGAAUUCAAGAACUUCACUCCCUAAAACAUUAUCACAGAGACCUUAAGCCUGAAAAUAUUUUAAAAAUUGGUAAUACCUGGAAAUUAUGUGAUUUUGGAUUUCUCAAACAUUAUAUUAGUUAAAAUAAAACAUAAAGAGUUGGUACACCUUAUUAUAUUGCUCCAGAAGUCUUAUUAUAAGAUUAAUAUGAUUACAAAGUAGAUAUAUGGUCAUUUGGUUGUAUUAUAUAUGAAAUGAUCACACAAUAAAUAUUUUUCUUUGGAAAUUCAAUUCAAGAAGUGGAAUAAGAUAUUAAAAAAUAUGCUAUGUAAUAACAAUCAAACUCUAUCAUUUAAAACAUAGAUAAAAGAUUCAACUUAAUCUCUAAUCCAAAAAUAUAAUAAUUAUGCAAAGGUAUGAUGACUGUGAAUCCUUUAGAAAGAUAUGAUAUUAAUUAAGUCUUGAAAGAACUUCAAGAAAUUUUAUAAAGUUAUUAAAUUAAUCAAAAUAAAUUAGAUAUGAAUGCUUUUUAACCUGUGAAGUUUAAUUAGAUACCCUUUGGAUAAAACAUGUUUUAAAUAUCAAAUACUUAAGUAUUGUAAAAUAAUCAUCAAUUUGCUUAAAAUGUAAAGAAUGACAACAAAUUUCCAAAUCAAUAUAUAAUGCCAAUUAAUACAAUUCAGACUAACCCAACAAUUUAAAAUUAGAAUCCUCUAUUUAAGAAUCUUAAUUAAAAUUAGUAAAUCAAUUAAAAUUGUUUUCCAAAUAAAAAUUUUUAAACUUAACAAUAAUUUCCUUAGCCUCAACCAACAACAAUUAAUAACUUUAAGAAUAAUUAAUAAAACAUAGAUAAUAUUGAUUAAAAGAACAGUCUGAAAUAAAAUGAAGAUUAAUAGAAAAUAACUGUCUAAACUUAAGCUUAAGAAUUUUUAUCUAAAUCUCUUGAUAAAAUAAUUAAAUAAGAAAAGAAGAACGAAAUUUUAAAAAAUUUUAAUCAGAUAAUUAGUGGCAUGACAUGCGAUCUAUUAAAUGUGGAUGAUUUAAAUGAUAAUUUUAAGAGCGAACUAAUGGAAAAAAUAGUCUUAGAACUAGUUCAUUAUAUGAGAAAAAGAAUUGAUACAAAGCUCUAAGAAGAAAGUCAUUGA